CACAGCUAGCUGCCUGUACUAAGAUCCAAAAUGCUGACCACUCGCUCUCCUCUUUCCAAGAAAAACGAAAACGGCGUCGUUUCGAAAAUGGACCGACUUUCGCUGACUGAUAAAGAGAACACCCCACCCAGCCUCAACACUACCCGGAUACUGGCUUCUAAAACGGCGCGGAAAAUCUUUGAGGACGCAGAGGUGAGAGACAUGGCUGAUCGUAAAGGAAGCGUGGAAGAGGAGCCGCUUUUGAGAGACAACCCCCGCCGCUUCGUCAUCUUCCCCAUCCAGUACCACGACAUCUGGCAGAUGUAUAAGAAAGCCGAGGCCUCCUUCUGGACGGCCGAGGAGGUUGACCUUUCCAAAGACCUGCAGCACUGGGAGUCCCUAAAGGAUGAAGAGCGAUACUUCAUCUCCCACGUACUGGCGUUCUUCGCUGCCAGUGAUGGCAUCGUUAAUGAGAACCUGGUGGAACGCUUCAGCCAGGAGGUUCAGGUGACGGAGGCGCGCUGUUUCUAUGGUUUCCAAAUUGCCAUGGAGAACAUACACUCAGAGAUGUACAGCCUGCUCAUCGACACGUACAUCAAGGAUCCCAAAGAGAGGGAAUACCUUUUCAAUGCCAUCGAGACGUUGCCCUGUGUGAAGAAGAAGGCUGACUGGGCCCUAAACUGGAUCGGGAACAUGAACGCUCAGUACGGUGAGCGCGUGGUGGCCUUCGCUGCCGUUGAAGGAAUCUUCUUCUCCGGAUCGUUUGCCGCCAUUUUCUGGCUGAAGAAGAGGGGUCUGAUGCCUGGGCUCACCUUCUCCAACGAGCUGAUCAGCAGAGACGAGGGUCUUCAUUGUGACUUCGCCUGCCUCAUGUUCAAGCACUUGGUGAACAAGCCCUCUGAGGCCACUGUGAAAAAGAUCAUAAUGAAUGCUGUUGAGAUUGAGCAGGAAUUCCUCACACAGGCUCUGCCGGUGAAACUCAUAGGGAUGAACUGUGACCUGAUGAAGCAGUACAUCGAGUUUGUGGCUGACAGGCUAAUGCUGGAGCUGGGUUUCAGCAAGAUCUACAGGGUGGAGAACCCCUUUGACUUCAUGGAGAACAUCUCCCUGGAGGGCAAGACCAACUUCUUUGAGAAGCGUGUUGGGGAGUACCAGCGGAUGGGUGUGAUGUCAGGCACUGUGGACAACACCUUCCGGCUGGAUGCUGACUUCUGAUGGCCACAUUCCCCCUCCUCCUCUCCUGCUCAAUCAAAUCGCAUUAACACUUGAAGAGGAUGGUGCUGGAGGCCUCAUCCUGACCCUCCUCCACAUCCAACUGUUUCCAUGACACCCAACGCUGCUGUCUCCUGUAGCAGCAGGAGUGGGUCAGUGAAGCAAACUGCA
This is a messenger RNA of Megalops cyprinoides (Indo-Pacific tarpon), 1362 nucleotides long. Its product is annotated as ribonucleoside-diphosphate reductase subunit M2. Gene Ontology annotation, cellular component: cytosol. Gene Ontology annotation, molecular function: ribonucleoside-diphosphate reductase activity, thioredoxin disulfide as acceptor. Bases 31 to 1194 code for a protein of 387 amino acids. Gene Ontology annotation, biological process: deoxyribonucleotide biosynthetic process. The transcript has 10 exons. The record is from RefSeq and is a predicted model, not a curated record. NCBI's taxonomy places the organism in Eukaryota, Metazoa, Chordata, Actinopteri, Elopiformes, Megalopidae.